Molecule: messenger RNA, 2478 nt
Organism: Rattus rattus (black rat)
Lineage: Eukaryota; Metazoa; Chordata; Mammalia; Rodentia; Muridae
Gene: Cnga1
Product: cyclic nucleotide gated channel subunit alpha 1
Exons: 8
Coding region: 13-2064 (683 amino acids)
Biological process (GO): monoatomic cation transmembrane transport
Cellular component (GO): intracellular cyclic nucleotide activated cation channel complex; plasma membrane
Molecular function (GO): intracellularly cAMP-activated cation channel activity; intracellularly cGMP-activated cation channel activity; protein-containing complex binding
Source: RefSeq, a predicted model, not a curated record
AUUAAACUAACCAUGAAGACAAAUAUUAUCAAUACGUGGCACUCCUUCGUAAAUAUCCCCAACGUGGUUGUACCAGCUAUCGAAAAGGAAAUUCGGCGCAUGGAAAAUGGGGCGUGCAGCUCAUUUUCUGACGAUGACAAUGGCUCUCUGUCUGAAGAAUCAGAGAAUGAGGACUCUCUCUUUAGAAGCAACUCAUACAGAAGGCGAGGACCAUCCCAGAGGGAACAUUACUUGCCAGGCACCAUGGCUCUUUUCAAUGUUAACAACAGCAGCAACAAAGACCAAGACCCAAAGGAGAAGAAGAAAAAGAAAAAGGAAAAGAAGAGCAAGGCUGAUGAGAAAAAGGAAAGUAAAAAGGACCCAGAGAAGAAAAAAAAGAAGGAAAAGGAAAAAGAGAAGAAAAAGGAGGAGAAACCCAAAGAGAAGAAAGAAGAGGAGAAAAAAGAGGUGGUUGUUAUUGACCCUUCAGGAAACAUGUACUACAACUGGCUGUUUUGUAUCACUUUACCUGUGAUGUACAACUGGACGAUGAUUAUUGCCAGAGCAUGUUUUGAUGAACUCCAGUCUGAUUACCUAGAAUAUUGGCUCAUUUUUGAUUACGUAUCAGAUGUAGUCUAUCUUGCUGAUAUGUUUGUACGGACAAGGACAGGUUACCUGGAACAAGGGUUGCUAGUGAAAGACAAACUGAAACUCAUAGAGAAGUACAAAGCAAACCUGCAGUUUAAACUUGACGUUCUGUCAGUGAUACCGACCGACCUGCUGUAUUUCAAGUUUGGGUGGAACUAUCCAGAAAUCAGGUUGAACCGGCUGUUAAGAAUCUCUCGGAUGUUUGAGUUCUUCCAGAGGACAGAGACAAGGACCAACUACCCGAACAUCUUUAGGAUCUCAAACCUUGUGAUGUACAUUGUCAUCAUCAUCCACUGGAACGCGUGUGUGUACUACUCCAUCUCAAAAGCUAUUGGAUUUGGGAAUGACACAUGGGUCUACCCUGAUGUUAAUGAUCCUGAAUUUGGCCGUUUGGCUAGAAAAUACGUCUACAGCCUUUAUUGGUCUACCUUGACUUUGACGACCAUUGGAGAAACCCCACCCCCCGUGCUGGAUUCCGAGUACGUCUUUGUGGUGGUAGACUUCUUAAUUGGGGUUUUAAUUUUUGCCACCAUUGUCGGUAACAUAGGCUCCAUGAUUUCCAAUAUGAAUGCAGCCCGGGCAGAAUUUCAAUCAAGAGUUGAUGCUAUCAAACAGUACAUGAAUUUUCGGAAUGUGAGCAAAGACAUGGAAAAGAGGGUUAUUAAAUGGUUUGACUACCUGUGGACCAACAAAAAGACAGUCGACGAGAGAGAAGUCCUGAGAUACCUCCCUGACAAACUCAGGGCAGAGAUUGCCAUCAAUGUUCACCUAGACACGUUAAAAAAGGUUCGUAUCUUUGCUGACUGUGAGGCUGGUCUGUUGGUGGAGUUGGUGUUGAAACUACAACCCCAGGUGUACAGUCCUGGAGACUACAUAUGCAAGAAAGGGGACAUUGGGCGGGAGAUGUACAUCAUCAAGGAAGGCAAACUUGCUGUGGUGGCAGACGACGGAAUCACGCAGUUUGUGGUGUUGAGUGACGGCAGUUACUUUGGCGAGAUCAGCAUUCUUAACAUCAAAGGCAGCAAGGCUGGCAACCGAAGAACAGCCAAUAUUAAGAGCAUUGGCUACUCGGACCUGUUCUGCCUCUCAAAGGAUGACCUCAUGGAAGCCCUUACAGAGUACCCAGAUGCCAAAACUAUGUUGGAGGAGAAGGGGAGGCAGAUCUUAAUGAAAGACGGUCUACUGGAUAUAAACAUUGCGAAUUUGGGCAGUGACCCUAAAGACCUGGAAGAGAAGGUCACUCGAAUGGAGGGGUCAGUGGACCUCCUGCAAACACGAUUUGCCCGAAUCUUGGCUGAGUAUGAAUCGAUGCAGCAGAAACUCAAGCAAAGAUUAACCAAGGUUGAGAAAUUUCUGAAACCACUUAUUGAAACAGAAUUUUCAGCCCUUGAGGAACCUGGAGGAGAAAGUGAGCCCACAGAGUCUCUACAGGGCUAAAAAAACUGGCCAAUAGCAAAAACCAUGCACGCCGUGUGAUCCUUUUGAGCACUUGACCAGAGACAAUUGAGAAUUGGGAGAAAAAGAGUUCUCUGGGAAAUUUUUCUAUAUUGAAAAUGUGUGUGGGUAGAUGACACAAAUCUGUUGUGCAACACUGCAACGAAAGUAUCAUCUUAUCCUGGGAUUUUUCACAAUGGACACUGUGCGAGUACAUGAACUGAUUAAUGUGUCUGUGUCAGGAUCCGUUUAUUCUCUUUCCCACAGAUGCUCCUUUUAUGAAGUAAUCUGUAAAAAUGAACACGUAUCGCUCUUUCAGGCCACUUGCAUCAUGGAGUCAAAUGUAUUCAGUGCAACUGCGUCCCUUGUGCUUGAGACACAGUUAUCAGAAGAAGUAGAACGCAAUAAAGUGAAAUU